Cyclopterus lumpus (lumpfish) is the source of this 790-nucleotide messenger RNA. It is a transcript of the gene cd59a, whose product is annotated as CD59 molecule (CD59 blood group). Lineage: Eukaryota; Metazoa; Chordata; Actinopteri; Perciformes; Cyclopteridae. Bases 116 to 469 code for a protein of 117 amino acids. The record is from RefSeq and is a predicted model, not a curated record. The transcript has 5 exons.
CAAAGUGUGAGUCAGUACUCUGUCUCUGCUCUUCUCACCAAGAACCACCAAAGUACUGAAACAACAGUAUUCCUGUUACUGCUGCUGCUGGAUGAGUGAGCUGCACUAAGGAGAAAUGAAGCGCUCCCUGGGGAUCUGUCUGGUGAUCUGCUCUGCUCUGAUCGGAUUGGGGUCAGCCAUCCGCUGCUACAGCUGUAAGGACUACACAGCCAGCUGCUCCAAGCAGCGGGAGUGUAGCUAUGACGACGCCUGUCUCACACUCAGCGAGAGAGGUGGAAUGACUUACCGUCAGUGUCUGAAGUAUUCAGACUGUGAGUACGGCCGCCUGGCCCAGAUGUUCCCCCAGGUUUCCAGUUUCACCUUUAAGUGCUGCAACUCUGACCUGUGUAACUCCGCCCCCUCCUCUGCUGCGAGCUCUGUGAUUGGUCUGCUGGCCUCAGCAGCCAUCAUGUGGUGGUGCAUCCACUGAAGAGAGCUGCAGCUGUUACAUGUUCCAGCCCCCAGUGGCUGGAACAUGUAACAGCAGCUUCUUUAACAGUCCGAUCAAUACAUUCAUACUGAACACUUAUCACAGAUCAAAAUAUUUAUGUGGAAAUAAAUAUUUCAGUUGCUGAUGGAUUGAUUGAUUAUUAAAAGAGUUUGACUGAUCAUUACACUAUUUGUAUCAGCUGUUUUACAGGAAACUGCUUCUCUAACUUCCCAGCCUUCAAAAUAAAAUGCAACUGAAAUGUUCUUCUGUGACUCUUUAACUUCUGUCUGUGAAUCUAAUCAAUAAAUGGUGACAAACCGG